AUGAAGCACCAAUACACUUACCUCCUGAUAACGAAGCCGCCUGAGCCAGCUUCCAGGACGGCAACGUUGGCAUUCAUUGACGGGCGCGCAUCUUACAUAUUACAAACUCUUCGUUACUGCUAUUCACUUCACUCAACUACCUCAGCCCUUACCUUGAAGCCUAGCUACAACAAACUGGAAAACCCCCGCCCCCAAACUGAAACCCCAUCCCCAUCGCCCUCCCCAUCUGCUCCUCGCUCAACUUCCAACCCAUCCGCCUUAUUCCCGAACGCCUCUGUACUAACCGCCGGCAGAGCAAUACAAACACCCUCAAACACCGCCUCCGGAAUCCUGACGCACUCACAUAACCUCGCCUCCCCCCACUCGUGUCCUCCUCUCCCCUGA
Molecule: messenger RNA, 384 nt
Organism: Letharia columbiana
Lineage: Eukaryota; Fungi; Ascomycota; Lecanoromycetes; Lecanorales; Parmeliaceae
Exons: 1
Coding region: 1-384 (127 amino acids)
Source: RefSeq, a predicted model, not a curated record